AUGGCUACGAACGCUGAGAAAGUUCGUCUGACCAGGUCGGUCGCCGACCUAGCUUGGGAGCGAAGCCACCCGCCACCGACCGUUGGCCCGGGCGGGAACCAGGGCUACCCCGACCCGCCACCGACCGUUGUCUCAGGUGGGAACCAGGGCUACCCCGACCCGCCACCGACCGUUGGCCCGGGCGGGAACCAGGGCUACCCCGACCCGCCACCGACCGUGGGCUCGGGCGGGAACCAGGGCCGUAAACUGGGACAACAACAACAACAUGCAAACACCUCCCAGCCGACCUCGCUCUGCCUCCCUGACAGAGCUGUAGUGGGGGUUCGAGGGUUCGCGUCUGGGAUUCUGUCAAAACUGCGACCACCUAAGAAAAACCAGAUCACUGAGCUCUCGCUCCUAGAAUGCGGCAUCACAGAUUUAGAACAGGACACUUUCUCUGCCUUCCCCCGACUGAAUCACUUGUACCUCGACCACAACAACCUGACUCACGUGAAGAGAACCUGGUUUGAUGGCUUGAUGUUCCACAGAUCGUUAAUAACCCUGUCCCUUUCACACAACCACAUCAGUAACAUCGAUCCAAAAUGCUUCCAAAACAUCACGCUCUUGGGAGAACUGCUACUUGACGGUAACUCUUUGCAAAAUAUCCAGCCGUUUUGGUUCCAUGGAUUAAGAAAUCUAGCUCGUCUGUCGUUGAAAUCGAACUCCAUCGAAAGCAUCCAUCCACAGGCAUUUGAGUCCCUGUCCUGGCUACGUAAGCUAGACUUACGCGGGAAUGCGUUGACAUGUCUGCCAAGCAAUUCUAUGAAGGCGCUACGACAAAGGCUGACACAUAUUCAAGUGAGCAGAAACAGAAUGCCUCCUCACGACGAUAUCGACCCCGUACCUUCGGUGAUGACAUGGCAUGUCGACUACCGGCUUCAAAACUAUCGGCCAGGUCCUGAUAUUUCAGUGAGGGUUGACAAAGAGCUUUUCUGUAUCAUAGAACGUUACGGGAAGCGAGAUUCAGUCCACAUAGGUAUCUACAAGCUGUCUAGCAUAGAUGUAAGCCCAAACCCUGCAUGCGGUCGGGAGAUCGCUGAGACUGUUGUAGGCAGGUACGAACUGCCGUUUGUGAUGAUAUCAGUAAACAGUGACGCAGACAAGGCACAUAACGUCACGCACUGGUGCAGGCAUGCCUGGGGAGACCCCGGCAGCGUUAGGGUAGCGGUGGGGAGAAACUUGACUCUGAAGAUCGUUCCCCUGGCUGCAGGCGAGUCGAACACACCUCAGAUCGUCGCUGUGGUCUUGUCUGAUGUCACGGCAGGUGUGGAUAGGAGCAGGACUUCUGGUGAGAGUUACAACAACAGGAGCAUUGGAGCCACUGGUCAUGAAGGAAAGAAGAACGUUACUUGUUUUCUGAAAGCUCAGGACAAGAUGCACCGGCAUGUAUUCCCCGCGCCCGCGUCCGGUACUUCUAGUGGCCUCGUGUGUGAAGGAAAAACGACGGAGACACAGACAACAGAAGAGCUUCAGACCCACACAACCACCAAGGUCAGCCUGGACCAGACCAACCCCUACACAACUCCAGCUGGGACGGCACCGGUACAGCGGGAGGAGCGCCCCCUGCCGGGCGGUGUGGGGAUCGUCACCAUUUUGACUGCUGUACUCGCUGUCCUGCUAGCCGGAGUUGUCCUGAUAGCACUGCUUCUAGCGGCAUGCAUUAUCAGAAAGCGAUGUGGUUCACGGGACCACCAAGCCGGACAGGCUCAAGGUCCUUCACUGGCUGUCGUCUCCGCGAGCCACUGGAUGAUCAGUGGAGCAAACAGCCGAGCUGUGGGCGUCAGUCAGGACACGACAAGCCCGGUAACAGCCGCGGGCACGGCCGGGCAGGACUCUCAGUCAUCUGCCGGUGACGACCCGCAGUACAGCCGCAUCCCUGACGAGUACUUUAACUACUACAACACACGUCCAUGGGUACAGCACCCUUACUGGGAAAUCCCAGACGAUUACAACGACUACUACAACACACGGCCGGAGGUACAGCAUACGUACAGUGAAAUCCCUGACAGGUAUUUCGACUACGAGAACACACGGCGGCACUCCCUCCCCACGACAUCCAGUUCACACGAUGAUGAAGAUGAUGACGACACUGUACGUUUCUACGCCGCUGGAGCUGAGGUGGCCCUUCCUUCAUCGGCCAGGCAGGGCGGCAGGCAUCCAGGCUACGGCACAGCCCCUCCAACGGCCGCAGCACGGAACACAGAGUACCGAACUGCACGCCAAAGGCAGGCACGCGUCAGACAGUACGGAACUCUCCCCCGAACCAGAUCAGACCCACGGAUACCCGUACGCCGGAGGCUGACUCACGUAAGACCAUACGGAACUCUUCCACGAACAAGGUCAGACCCACGGAUACCUGUACGUCAGAAGCUGGCCCACGUUAGGCAGUACGGAGUGUCUACAGCAGGCAGAUACAGAGCCAGAGAUCUAGCUUCGAUCGGUAAAUAUGGCAGACCACAGGACAGAGACCAGGUUAGAACCUUGUACCGUAACCUGGCUGUCCACACGUUAGCGGCCAGACAGCGCGCUAACGUGAGGAACUUUGCCGUGUAG
Molecule: messenger RNA, 2592 nt
Organism: Branchiostoma belcheri (Belcher's lancelet)
Lineage: Eukaryota; Metazoa; Chordata; Leptocardii; Amphioxiformes; Branchiostomatidae
Exons: 4
Coding region: 1-2592 (863 amino acids)
Molecular function (GO): protein binding
Source: RefSeq, a predicted model, not a curated record